Molecule: messenger RNA, 2157 nt
Organism: Brassica oleracea var. oleracea
Lineage: Eukaryota; Viridiplantae; Streptophyta; Magnoliopsida; Brassicales; Brassicaceae
Product: zinc finger BED domain-containing protein RICESLEEPER 2-like
Exons: 4
Coding region: 1-2157 (718 amino acids)
Molecular function (GO): DNA binding; protein dimerization activity
Source: RefSeq, a predicted model, not a curated record
AUGGGAUCAAUAAGCGAUUCAGAAGAGCAGUUCACGUUUGAUCCGGAGUACUCUCCACCAAAUACUGUGGACGUGGGAACUCAUCAAGUUAUGGCUACUCUUGCUGCAUUGGAGGAGGUUGAUGAUCAGCUCGAUGAAGAUGGUGAAAGUGGUGUUGUUAGAAAGAAGCAAGGAAAGAAAAGAAAGCUUAUCAAUCUUGCGGAUGAUACUGACAAUUCUGAUGUUGAAAUCACUCCACCAACCCAAACAACCAAACCUCGCAGAAAGACCAGUUAUGGAACAGCUUCUAGAAAACCUAUGUUCCAAUCCACUUUAGAUGGAGGCAUUGGCUCGUCCGCACAGGCGUGUAGUAAGGAGAAGUCUGUGCCUAUGAAAUCUGUGAUUCGUGGUGGAAGAAGAAAGCCAGUGCCUAACUCACAAAAGAAGAGGAAGAAUAAGAAAAAGAUUGAGGAGAUACCGGAUUUUGACGAUGAACUAGAAGAAGAUGAGUUGGACGAGGCUGAAAACGGUUUGGAGGAUAUGGAGAAUAGGCAAAGAUCAGACGUGUGGAAGGAUUUCACGGUGGUUGAAAACCCCAAUGGAGAUUUGAAAGCUGUGUGCAAUCAUUGCAAGCAUGAGUAUGUAUGGUAUUCUCACUCGCAUGGAACAAGUGGGUUGAGAAGGCAUCGGUUGAGAUGUAAAAUGUAUCCAAGGAAUACUGGAAGGCAGCAACAACUCAAUACAGAGGGGAAAGUAGUAUCUCGCAAGUAUGAUCAUACUGUGUUUAGGCAUAUGGUAGCUAAGACAAUUGUCCAGCAUGAUCUACCUUACUCGUACGUGGAGUAUCAAAAAGUUAGAGAUACAUGGACGUAUUUGAAUGUUGAUGUCCAAACCAUUUGUCGAAACACAGCAAGAGCAGAUGUGUAUCGAUUAUAUGAAAGUGAGAGAGACACACUCAAGAGGGAAUUAGGGAGUCUUCCUGGACGAGUGUCCUUCACAUCUGACUUGUGGACAUCGGUGAAACGAGAAGGAUACAUGUGUGUGACAGCACAUUACAUUGAUCGGAAUUGGAAGUUGAACAGCAAGAUCCUGACGUUCUGCGCUCUACCACCACCACAUACCGGUAUGAAUGUUGCACUUCAGCUCCUUGAAUCAUUGAAAGAGUGGGGAAUUGAAAAAAGAUGUGCAGCUCACAUACUUAACCUCAUAGUGCAAGAUGGGUUGAAGGUUAUUGGAGACUCUUUGCAGAAAGUAAGAGAUAGUGUUAAGUAUGUAUUAGGAUCGGAAACACGUGAACAAUUGUUCCAAAAAUGUGUGGAUGCUGCGGGUGUAGUAGAAAGUGGAUGGCUAAUACUAGACGUGCCGACUAGAUGGAACUCAACUUACUAUAUGCUUGAAAGAGCCAUCAAGUACCGUAAAGCAUUUGUUAAGUUGGAGACGUUUGAUAAGAAGGGUUAUAAAACAGCGCCCACAGCCGAGGAAUGGACUAGAGCAGAUAACAUCUGCAAUUUUUUUGGUCCUUUUGCUGUGAUCACAAGCUUGAUGUUUGGUUCGAGUUACCCGACUGCAAACCUGUAUUUCUAUCAGGUUUGGUUGAUCCAUGAUUGGCUUCGGAGAAAUGAGGAAAGCGACGAUGAGAUUGUCAGACACAUGGUGCCACCGAUGAAGGAGAAGUUUGACAAAUAUUGGGAUGAAGUUAGUGGUGUUUUUGCAAUGGCACCAGUCUUUGAUCCACGGUUUAAGCUUUCAAUUGUCAAAUGUUGUUUAGGGAAGCUUGACAUGAGUACACGUGAUGCAAAGGUGAAAAACUUGCGUGAGAAGCUCAGUAUUCUGUUUGAGACAUACGACAAAAAAUUGAAGAAUAACUCACCUUCUACUGAGCCACGUGAGACUGUCCCGCAAAAAGCCUGUGCAACAGGAUCAAUGAGACUGUUUGGGAACUACAAUGAUUUCUUUGCAUUUUGCAAAGUCAGUGGCAUUGUGAGUGGAAAGACACCUCUAAAAGCGUAUCUUGAAGAACCACCUUUGGACAUUACUAAUUUCCAGAGCUUGGACAUCCUCGAUUGGUGGAAAGAUAAUGCACAUCGGCAUGGUGACUUGGCUGCAAUGGCAUGUGAUCUUCUAAGUAUUCCAAUCACAACAGUGGCUUCGGAGUCCUCUUUCAGUAUUGCAUCGUGA